CUCACCUUACCACUUCCAACAGCACCAACAUCAAAGCACAGCACAACCAUAACAUUCUAGUGUCUAGUGCUAGUGACUAACUGUAUGUGUACCGGGCACCUGUUAAAUACGGUUGUGAGCUGUUCAUGCGAUGCGUUAUUUAAACAAUUGAUUUUUACCUUUUAUCGUAUAGUUUUAAGUGUUGAGCCGCCGAUAUGUCGCACCCCAAAGCUCGACUGUGCCACAUACAAAAGUGGGACCACUUCGACGGCUACGGUUUCAACCUGCACGCAGAAAAGGGUAAACCAGGCCAGUAUAUAGGAAAAGUAGACGAAGGAUCUCCGUCCGAGGCGGCUGGUUUGAGGCAAGGCGACCGCAUCUUGGAAGUCAACGGAGAAAGUAUUGCCAACAAAACACACAAACAAGUUGUGGAACUCAUCAAGGCUGAAAACGGCGAAACGAAACUUCUCGUCAUUGACCCUGAGGACGACGGGAUUAUUCCCACCGAAGUAGAGAAGAAUUCUGAAAAACAGAACGACCACCCCAAGAAAGACAAGGAACAGGACAACGGCCAGCUCAACCUGAGUAUGACGGCUGCUGAACUUCGAGCUAAACUGGCAGCUAGAAAAAAGUUCGACCCAAAGAAAGAAGCCAUGGAUUUUAAGCAAAAGUUCGAUAUCGUACAAAAACUGUAACAGUGCAACGUUUUUCACACAUGAAAACUUAUUUAAAUAUCUGCAGAUUUCCAUUCGUGCUAGUGACCUUGUCUGUUCAGCACAUAGGUGUUACAUAAAUCAUUGUGGUACUGCUAAGUGAUGCGGAACUAACACUACUAUAUCUUAAUUUAAAAAAAUAUAUAUUCGAAAAAUCUAGUAUGUACCAUAAUUUUUGAGAUUAUCGUAAAUAUUUCGUGUUUAAAACACGUUUUAAGGCUUAAAUUAUUCAGGUGGUAUGACUAAAUACGUCCACAUCGCAAUUUGUAUUUUGUGUAGGUACUUGGUUGGUAGUUACAAGAACAGGUCCAAGCAAAACCUGUCGAAAAUUCCUUAACUAAUUAUAAUUUUUCCUUGUUUUAUAAUCCGCAAUUUUAAGUUUUAAAGUGUAAAAAUUUGGCAUGCAUGUUUAACAGAGAUGUGUUCUUUCACGCCUACCUAUGUAUAAAUAAUACAUAAUACAUGCCAAACAAUUUUUAAAUUCAACUAUGCCUCGUUUUAUCAUAUUUAUUGCCCAAAAAUUAGACAUGUAUAUUUGUGUCUAUAAACGCAGGAUUUUUUGACUGAUGAUAAAAGAUGUAAUUCAACAUAAUUUUGUGUUAAACAUUCCAUAUUAGGUAAACUAGUUAAAACCAAAAAAAUAAUCGCAGGACUUAUAUCACUUGUUGAAACGCAAAAAUAAAUAAUAUUUAUCAAAAGAAGUGGAAAAAAGGGUAGGAAUAUGGCAUCAUGUUAAAAAUCAUCAAAAAACCGAUAUUAAUUUAUGUCUAAAAAUAUGAUUUUAAAAUAUUGUGUAAUGAGGUUUAGUGUAUAUCGCAUUUGUUUUAUUUUUUAUUGUUUUUGUGAUUUCAGAUUUUUAACAGUUUCUGUUAAAUCACGGUUGUUAUCUUAUAUGUAUUCGCAAAAUGCAAAAAAAUUGGGGAACGCAAGCAUGACUAAUGUUUUCAGACGCAUGGUUCUGACCAAAGCUAUAGUUCUGUUAUCGGAAAUUGAGAGAUAAUGUAAUCAUAAAGUUUUUUGUCGUUAUGAAUUUAAUAAUAACAGCGUUUAACCAAACUAUAUACAAUGAAAACGGCUAUUAAAAUUUUGGUCAGUACGUGCAGUUGUAAGAAAAUUUUUGUGGUUAUUUAGCACACAUUGUUUUCUUACCGCUACCUAUACGUGACGCCAUAUUGUCAAAAAAGCAACAAUAUUUAUAAUAAGUGUGUAUUCAACGCAUAUUCGAUGAUUCUAUUUUUGUAAAAUAUGUUAUAUAAAAAUGAAAUAAAUUUUUUAAAUUUA
Messenger RNA from Anoplophora glabripennis (Asian longhorned beetle), 1973 nucleotides. RefSeq names its product Na(+)/H(+) exchange regulatory cofactor NHE-RF2. The record is from RefSeq and is a predicted model, not a curated record. The transcript has a single exon. Gene Ontology annotation, molecular function: protein-membrane adaptor activity; protein binding. Gene Ontology annotation, biological process: protein localization to plasma membrane. Gene Ontology annotation, cellular component: apical plasma membrane. The coding region runs from base 195 to 674 and encodes 159 amino acids. NCBI's taxonomy places the organism in Eukaryota, Metazoa, Arthropoda, Insecta, Coleoptera, Cerambycidae.